AGACCAAGAACAUUAAAUCCCGUGGUGAAAUGAAACUAAAUAUGAGGCACCAUCACGAGGCUGACUUCCUUCACUGUAAAAGAAUUUUGAACUAAACGACUUCCUUGUUUCGAAUUAUAUUUAAGUUUUCUCUUUUCAUAAUCGUACAUUUUCCUGUGAGAAAGCCGAAGAGAUGCUGCCUUUUGAGGAAAUCGUUGACGGAAUACACAGGUUUUGGAAGAAAAACCGGAGAGCCUACGAUUCUUACGAUCGCGUUAACCACCGCUAUACCGCGAUGAUCCUCAUGCUGUCAGCGGCGUUGGUCCUGAUAGUGACGUAUAUUGUAUCGGACCCCGUCUCGUGCUGGGUACCGGCCACUUUCACGCACGAGCAUGCGGUCUAUGCCAACCGCUACUGCUGGGUGAAGAACACAUACUUUUUGCCAUUUGAGGAACGUAUUCCGUCGGCAGAACUUCCUCGGGCGCACAUCGGUUAUUACCAGUGGGUGCCUCAUAUUCUGCUGUUUCAAGCCGUAUUGUUCUGCAUUCCCGGAUAUCUCUGGCGGUUUCUUAGUAAAACUACCGGGAUUGACAUCCAUAUGAUAGCACAAACCUUAAAUACACAGGAGUGCCUAGACCCUCUAAAGAGGAACGCGGUUAUAAAGCCUAUUGCUCUACAUCUGGCUGGGUGCUUCAGUUCCCGCAAAAGACGGACAAACUCUACAUGCCUCAUGACUCCGUCAGAAUACCAUCUAGAAAGUUGCGAUUCAACCGAAACCGAGAGCUUUUCAAGGCAGAGAAUCCAAUCAACUGAGAAACCAAAUAAAUGCCAGGCAUGCAUGGUACAACACGGUCUUUGCCUGGGAAAGAAACAUGGCACUUACCUCGUCCCAAUAUUUUUCCUGUGCAAGAUGCUCUUUCUUGGCAAUUCAGUUGGCCAACUCUUCUUGCUGAAUUAUUUUCUUGGUACGACCUAUUCCGUGUAUGGUUUCAACGUUAUCAGUGAUUUGAUUGACGGCAAAGACUGGAGUGAAACAGGGCGAUUUCCAAGAGUAACUCUUUGUGAUUUCAAAAUUCGUCAACUUGGAGGCAACAUUCACCGCCACACGGUUCAGUGUGUGCUGUACGCCAAUCUUCUAAACGAAAACCUCUUCAUAUUCAUCUGGUUCUGGUUGGUGUUUGUGUCAUUCGUUAAUGUUUUCGGAAUCCUUCUUUCACUGAGCGUUGUAUUUCCCAGAGAACGGCUACGUUUUAUAACAAGAAAAUUGAAAUUUUCGAAGAAGAUAGACGUAACAGAUAAAAGAGACCUGAGCACUUUUGUCCAUAAGUAUCUCAGUCUGGACGGCGUUUUUGUGCUUAUGUUGAUCGGGAGAAAUAGCAAUGAUGUCGUUAUUUCAGAGCUAAUUGCGGAGAUGUGGGAACAUUACAGAGAGGAGUGUAAUUAACUUUUUUCAGCUGAUGGUAGAAAGUAAAACGGAAGAGAGAAAAGGAGGGAAGGAGUGAAAAACGGAGGGAAUAUAUCUGAUAUGUAGUGUUCUAGACACAUAUACUGAUUGUUGUCACUAACUUUGCAAUAUAAAUACGUAAUAAGAGAUAGUGAAUUAAUGUCCGAAAAUAGUCGAAUUUUGUUUUAAUUUUAAAUGGAAAAAUAAUUUCUUAUAAGCGUGAUACGUGUAUCAUUAGCAAAUUUAAUGACUAAUAAAGGUGCAUUUUCGAAGAAAAA
Molecule: messenger RNA, 1701 nt
Organism: Lingula anatina
Lineage: Eukaryota; Metazoa; Brachiopoda; Lingulata; Lingulida; Lingulidae
Product: innexin unc-9
Source: RefSeq, a predicted model, not a curated record